AUGAGAGACACUGUGGUGAUUCAGGGUACUGGUGGUGUGAGUGUUGCUGGGAUACAGAUCGCCGUCGCUGCUGGUGCUGAUGUCAUCGCCUUCUCAACCUCAGAGGAGAAACUCGAACUUCUUCGGAAAGUUAGUACUAAGCAUGCCAUCAAUUACAAGAACAAUCUCAACUAA
Colletotrichum abscissum is the source of this 174-nucleotide messenger RNA. RefSeq names its product oxidoreductase. Bases 1 to 174 code for a protein of 57 amino acids. Lineage: Eukaryota; Fungi; Ascomycota; Sordariomycetes; Glomerellales; Glomerellaceae. The transcript has 2 exons. The record is from RefSeq and is a predicted model, not a curated record.